Plasmodium gallinaceum is the source of this 270-nucleotide messenger RNA. RefSeq names its product acyl-CoA binding protein, putative. The coding region runs from base 1 to 270 and encodes 89 amino acids. The transcript has a single exon. Lineage: Eukaryota; Apicomplexa; Aconoidasida; Haemosporida; Plasmodiidae. The record is from RefSeq and is a predicted model, not a curated record. Gene Ontology annotation, biological process: fatty acid metabolic process. Gene Ontology annotation, molecular function: fatty-acyl-CoA binding.
AUGGCCGAAAAAUUUGAGAAAUGUGUUAAAUUUAUCAACAGUUUACCUAAAGAUGAAAAUAUAUCUGUUGAAAUAAAAUUAGAGUUAUAUAAAUAUUUUAAACAAAGCACAAUAGGUAAUUGCAAUAUAUCUGCACCCAGCUUCUUUAAAUUUGAAGAGAAGAAAAAAUAUGAAGCAUGGAAAUCUGUAGAAAAUUUAAGUAUGGAAGAUGCAAAAAUGAAAUAUGUAGAAAUUGUUACAUCGUUAUAUCCUAAUUGGGAUAAAGAAUAA